AACCUAAUGGUCAAGAAGAGAAGUCGCCGACAUGACGCCAUUGAAAACUUGAAUCGGAAAUGGUCAUUACGCUCCUCGCAGUGUCAAACCGGUUAAUAUUAAAUUUUCUUAAUGGUUUAAUGCUGAAAUGCUCAUUGUGAUUUUACCAGGUUGUGGUUGAAGUGUUAUUAAGAAUUUUGGCGUGCAAGGAAAGAGAAUGUCAGGCAAGAAAAGAAAACGAAAUCCAGAUGUCGAGGAUCAGAAUUUGCAUCACUGGGAAAAGGAUCAUGUCCUUCCUGAUGUACUCAAGCAUGAGAUUGGAACUAUGUGGGAGAUUCCACAAAUUUUUCACUUUUUCUAUUUGACCAAAGAUGUACUGGAAAUUCCUUAUUUAUCAAUGUACGAGAUGGAGAGGAUGCUCUUGAUGCCGAGAGCUUCAAUAAGAUUGGCUGCUGUCAUGACUGCCUUGCUAAGUAGUCCUGUCGGGAAAGCUAAGAUGCGCAAAGUUCCCUCGAUGCCAUAUAAGUUUUGGACCAACGUUUUGACUCACAAAGUUAAAGGAUGGUUCAAAGUUUAUUCUAUCAAGAAAUACGAUCCAAUAAAGGUUUUUGAGACGACGGGAAUCGAGCCAGAGUUUUGGGAAAUCUUUCCAGAUGUUUCCCACGUGAUUAAAAAUGAUUUUGCGGAGCUUACUUUAAAGCAAAGAAUUUGGCUGGUAAAAACGAUGUGCGACACGCUAAUGCAUGCUAGAAAAAGUAUACAACACGCAAUUGAGAAACAAAAAUGGGAGGAUCAAUUUGAAACGGUACUAGGAAUAGACAGAUAUGGAACAAAAUAUAUUUAUUUUCCACAGUUCCUUGAAACCGAUCUAAGAGUUUACAGAUACUCAUCAUCAGCAUUUGGGUCAUCCAAUGCAAAGGAAAAGUCAGAGCUGAAAGUCGAAGUGGUAGAUCAUGAGGUUGUAGUAGAGAAACCAAAACGUAAAAAACGUAAGAUACUCUGGAAAAGCAGUCAAUCAAGACGAAAAAGGCACAGAAAAAAGAUCAUAGAUAAGGAUGUCAAUGACUGUAAAGAUAGUGUGGACAGUGCUGUAAAAUCGCCGAAAAAUUGUGACAAGAAUUCUAGUAGUGAGAAACUGUGCAGUAAUAGUCUCUAUAGCGAUUUAGAGGCAGUAAGUUCAAAGCGUUCUAGAAGCUCCUCAGAAUCAUCAGAAGGAAGUGUUUUACCCAUGGGUACUAAGUGUAACAGUGCUAAGUCUAGUGUUUGUGAUACUAAUGGUUCAAACGACGUGAAAAACUGUAAUGGUGAAUCAUCGGACAUGAUGUUCAAAGGAUUUGUUGGGGAAGGUGAUAUAGAGAAGAAAAACAUUUCCAUGAUACGUGGUAUACUUAAUGAUCUGACUUUAGAAGUGUGUGGCGAUACUAAUAGAGGAGAUUUGCAAUCAGCAAAUUUAACAUUGGCUAUUAAAAAGAAAAAAAAGCGAGUUUGUAGUGACUUAAACAUCCAAGAAAUUCCUGAUAAAGUUCACAAUGGUUACAAUUCAAAGCAUCAUGAUUUGGCCGUGGUAGCUUCAGGAUCAAUAUCCCCCAUUGUUGCUAAUAGUUUGUCUGCUAUAAAUGUAUUAAGUAAGUCAAAGACAGACGAUGAAAAAGUAAUUGAAAUAAUUUCAAAUGACUCGUCGAUGAUUAAGGAUAAAAUAUGGGAUGAAAAGUCUGACAAACAAACAUUAAUAACAUGCAAGUCAGACGAUGAGAAAUUAAUUGAAACUAAAUACUCUGGAACUGAAAUUUGUAUUGACAAUGCUAAGGAGAGUAUCUUUAAUGUUAGAGUGAAGUUUGACAAUACAAUAAACGAGUUACUAAAAUGUAAUAAACUAUCUGAAGAGAAAAAUAAAGAAAGUGAGAGCGAAACUGUUCUUGAUCAAGGAAUGAAUAAACAAGAGAGUGUUGCCACCUUACAAAAUAAGGAAAAUUACAUCGAAGAUAAAAAUGAUAAUAAUCAUAAAGACGAUUUUAAGAAGGAUGAUACUCGAAAAACAACACAAGAGAAAGCCUUAGAGAGUGAUGAUGACAUUUCUCUUUUGCAAAGAAUUAUUAAAGUAAAAGACCCUAGUAAUUUAGAAGACGAGAAAAAUUCAAUUCAAGAAAAGAAGGAAAAAAGAAAAAAAAGGGUAGGUCUUACAAGGGAAUAUGUUACAAGGAGAACAAUAAGGUUAGAACAAACAAAAAGUGAAUCAACAAAACAGUCAAAUUCACCUGUUCAUACAAAAUUGCUAAAAACUAAAUCUGAAGAUCAGUGGGAAAAAUCUAGCAAUGAUUUUCAAGAGGACUUGGUCAAGGAAGAUGCUAUAAAGAGUGAUAGGCAGGCUGAAGAUGAAGAAUUUCAUUUAGAGGACUUUAAGGUCACAUUACAGAGCGGGAAAACUCAUGAUGCUGCAAGAGUUAACUACAACAAUAUGGCUAGUGGAGAGAAGAAUAUUCAAACGCAUAGACCACAAGAAGAGAUUGAUAAUUUUAAAGAAUUACUAUCCGAUCUGAGCGUUUCAACGUUUGAGUUAAUAGCUGAUAGCGUUCAAAGUCUAAAAGAAUUUCUGGUUACAUUUUCUGCGGGUGCACCCGCUGAUGACAGUAUUGAUGAUAACAUGCCACUCUGCGAGGUACUGCUGUUGAAGAAAUUGCAAGAAUUAUUUGAAUCUGUAGCGAGCUUGGAACCGGAUUUAAAGAAUUCCACAAUAAGAGCAAGAAAGAGAUUGUACUGUCACUGGCUAAAAUACAGAGCAGACGUUGAGGAAGAUCAGGAUGAAGACUGGUCUGGUGAGGGUGGUCUCGGCUCUAAUUGGUGGGUUCUUGGAUCGCAGGGAUGUCCAUUGCUAUCCUCUGGCGAAGCAACAUUACGGACUUUAUCGCAAUCUGCCGUAUCCCAAACUGGCCCCAAUAUCCAAAUUCGCAAAACCACUGGUGAAGUUGAAGAGAAAGUCAAAGUUGAAAGUCAAUCGAAGCAAUGGACAAAUGAAGAUGAGUCCUGCGAUGAAAAAACCCGGGGUACAGAAACUUGUGAGCAGGAAGAAAGACGAAAUCAAAGAAUCGAGAAAGAAAAAGGCAAAGAAGAAGAAGAAGGUGAAACUGGAAGAGACAAGCAAAGAGGGACGGAACGACAAACGACAGGACGAGUGUUGCGGGCACGGGGUGUGCCUUUAUACACAGAACAAUACUUUUCGGACGACGAGAGUGAAGAGGGUGAGCUGGAUGUAUGGACCAAAUUUAAGACAAUCUACGAAGCUUCCAGCCAAUCGCCCGGUACACCCGCUUCAGACACUGUCGCGCAAUCCGGCCAGUCUGAUGGCGAAUCGGAGGAGGACUCAGACAAAGAUUGGAUUCUACCGGGAACUCGCAGGAGGAAAUAUAAGCGCAGUGCACGACAGCUAACUACAUUCCACCAAAGACAAUUUAGAAAAUAUAAACAUAUGAAAUCUAUAGAAAAAUAUAUGACGACCAAUCCAGUUAGAUCAAUCGAAUCAUCAUCAAAGAAAUCUCAGCCAGCAAACUCUAACAAUACAAUGCGAACAUGGCGCAAGUUAAUUUAUUCCGGUAGGAGAAUCAAAAAUAAACAAGAAGUGAAGCGAGAUCAUCUCGAGGAUGACGAAGACGAGGAUGCCGCAAAACCUAUUAUUAUUCACAGUGUACAUUCCGAAUUAGACAUCAAAGACGAAGGUCCCGUCACAACUCUUGCACCCAGUGAAACUACGAGUAAUUAUGUACCUCAGGGUUUUGUUGUUGUCAAAGCAGAUCAAGUUCCCGCAAAUUAUUAUUUAAUGAAUCCAAGCGUUCCUGGUUUCGUGCAACAAGCUCCAGUGAUGCAGCAAAGAGCUUUGAUGCAACAGGGUGCACUUGUACAUCAAGGAACUAUCGUGCACCAGGGUGCCAUAGUACAGCAGGGAGGAAUCGUUCAUCAAGGAACCAUCAUGCAGCCAGGAGCUAUAGUACAGUCAGGUGCUAUCAUGGCUGGGGUCCUUCCACAAAUGUCACCUGGUUACUAUGUACAAGAUUCUUCAAAUUUUGUAGUUCAAAAUACACAAACGAAUUUUGUAUCAACACAGGAUACCAUAAGUAACUCUCAAAAUUCUCAACCAGUGGUACUUCACCCAACAGCAUCCGUUAUGGGGUCACAACAAUUUAUUAAUUCACCGAAUUACGUACAUAUGCCAUACGUUGCGGGUUCACCUGCACAGACAAGUUUCAUACCAGCAGUUACUCAGUCAUUGACACCAAGAAGUGCAAUUGCCGGACAUAUAAUUCGCCAGAGUACACCAGUGCGGGUUGCAAGUAAUUCUCAACAAGGAAGUUCUGUUGCUCCAAGGGCAGAUUUUCCACAUCCUAAUGGUGCAGUAAUAAGAAGUAGUUUGCCUAUUAGGAGAACGUUUCACAGAACUCAUGGACCCAGGAACUUAACUUCGCAGAAUGCCUCGUUUAAGGGUACGAGAGGGAAAACAUCAACGGCCAUGGAGAAAGCGAGUUCUCAUUCAGGUCCAUCGAAGACGACGUCGUUAAUCGUUCUGAGCGAUGGUGACGAUGAGAUCGAGAUGAUUAUUCCUGAAAAGUCAAAUAAUGAGACUGUUACCGCACAGAUACAGAAUCCAUGUAAGAGGAAAAUAGAUCAACAAGAACAAAGAGAAAGGCCAGUUCUUACAUUGCAGGCAGUAACGCCUACUACAAGUACUAUCUUACAUCCGGUGAUCAUGGAACGACUUAAUCAAGGUGAAGUCUCGAUAACGCCAAUCAAACCGACACCACCACCUAUACAAACUGCUGGUACACAAUUGAUUGUGGUGGUUAAUGAAACUGGAAGCCACUACGCAUUGGCAUUACCUAACGGAAGUAAAAUCAUUCUUACACCAGAUCAAAUAGCGCAGAUUAGAGCUUCGAAUGGAGGUAAACUUAUUUUGUAAAUGACAUCAUAUAGGGUGUUGAAUCUUGAGCUUUUGUACAGAUUCAUUAUAAAGGUAUCGUAAUAUGUUUGUAUGUAACUGGAAACAAUUAGGAAUGUGAUUUUGAGCGAACUGAGUGGGGAGUGUGUAUAUUCUCUUGAAUGUGAUUAUCCAAGUAUAUCCUUCGAUUGAACUUAUAUAUUUCAUUGAUUUUCUAUCGUAGUCCCUGAUAUUCUAUUUGUCUAAAUUUCAAAUGGUAUUCUAUUAUAAAUAGAGCAACACCGGAAACACUUUUAUAGAUAUUUGAUUAUGAGUUGUCCAUAUUACAUUCAUUGUUCGCUGUUACAUGUCUCUGGCAUUUUGUAUGUUUCAUUCAUGAGUUUUCAAGUUAUUUUAAUGCCGUGACAAUUGCUUGGAAGUCUUUCUUUCUCUUCUCCAUCUAAACAAACUGGUGUAAUCACUGUUAUUCCUUUUUA
Messenger RNA from Cephus cinctus (wheat stem sawfly), 5379 nucleotides. RefSeq lists its product as uncharacterized. The coding region runs from base 197 to 4924 and encodes 1575 amino acids. The transcript is spliced from 11 exons. The record is from RefSeq and is a predicted model, not a curated record. Lineage: Eukaryota; Metazoa; Arthropoda; Insecta; Hymenoptera; Cephidae.